GGCGGGCGAGUGGAAGCUGGGACGUGGUGGUUUUUUUUUAUCAGCGGGCGGCGAGGCUAACGGUCCAACACGCAAUGGCUAACCCGAAAGUCUUCUUCGACAUCUCUAUCGGCAACCAUCCAGCCGGACGCGUGGUGUUUGAGCUAAGAAAGGAUGUUGUUCCAAAGACUGCAGAGAACUUCCGUCAACUGUGCUUAAAGGAACAAGGUUCUGGCUACAGAGGAUCAGUUUUCCACCGAAUAAUUCCUGGCUUUAUGUGCCAGGGUGGAGACUUCACAGCUGGCAAUGGUACUGGUGGCAGGUCCAUCUAUGGUUCCAAAUUUGACGAUGAAAACUUCACCCUGCGCCAUGAAGGCAUUGGUAUAUUGUCAAUGGCUAAUGCUGGGCCCAAUACAAAUGGGUCACAGUUCUUCAUCUGUACUGCAAAGACUGACUGGUUAAAUGGAAAGCAUGUUGUGUUUGGAAAAGUUGUAGAAGGGAUGAACGUUGUGAAGGCGAUGGAAGCUGUUGGAUCAAGAAAUGGGACACCAAGCUCCCGUGUUGUCAUUACUGAUUGUGGGGAGUUGUAAGGAAAGCAUUCAAAACAGCUACUGUAUGUAGUCCACCCAACUGAUGACCAGAAUCUCUCUCCUUCUCAUUGUCAGAAAAGUGAAAUUCCAAGAUCAUCACUUGUUUGCCAUGAUUAGUCAUUCAUGCUGUGGUGUAGUUGGGCUAGUAUAACACUUCAUACUAGUGAUAUGACAGUGCUUUGCUUCAUUCAGCUACUGGACCAAUGCUUGUUUUAUAAUGGGAACAACCAUCCAGAUGUAAUUAUUGACUGUUGCCUUAUACUGAAUCACUGCAUUCAAAUAAACUAAAUACUUGUCACCUA
This is a messenger RNA of Chiloscyllium plagiosum (whitespotted bambooshark), 871 nucleotides long. RefSeq lists its product as uncharacterized. Lineage: Eukaryota; Metazoa; Chordata; Chondrichthyes; Orectolobiformes; Hemiscylliidae. Gene Ontology annotation, biological process: protein peptidyl-prolyl isomerization; protein folding. The record is from RefSeq and is a predicted model, not a curated record. Gene Ontology annotation, molecular function: cyclosporin A binding; peptidyl-prolyl cis-trans isomerase activity. Gene Ontology annotation, cellular component: cytoplasm.